CAAAAAGGCCCGAGGGAGGGGCCAGGACGGCGGGGGUGCAGUGCCGAGCACCGCGAGCGGGGCCUCUCAGCCCGUCCCCGCUCCGUCCGGCCGCCGAGCUCAUCCCGGCGGCCCCAGGGGACCAUGAACGUGCUGGCCCCCGUCCGCAGGGACAGGGUCAUCGCCGACCUGCCGCAGUGUUUUCGGAAGGAGGCCGCCCUGCACGCCCGCCCCAGUUUCCACCCCAGCGUGGCCAGCGCCUGCCAGGAGCAGCGGACGGGCACCGUGGGCUUCUGCAAGGACACCUUCGACAAGAACUACAAGGCGACCAUCGGGGUGGAUUUCGAGAUGGAGCGCUUCGAGGUGCUGGGGGUGCCCUUCAGCCUGCAGCUCUGGGACACGGCCGGCCAGGAGCGCUUCAAGUGCAUCGCCUCCACCUACUACCGGGGGGCACAAGCCAUCGUCAUUGUCUUCGACGUUAACGACGUGGCGUCCCUGGAGCACACGCGGCAGUGGCUGGCUGACGCCCUGAAGGAGAACGACCCAUCCAACGUCAUCCUCUUCCUGGUGGGCUCCAAGAAGGACCUGAGCACGCCGGCGCCGUACAGCCCGAUGGAGAAGGACGCGCUCAAGGGGGCCCCGGAGAUGCCGGGGGGGUUGGGGGCCGGGUCCCCGCCCCCCGGGGGGAACGUGCGGGAUUUCUUCUUCCGCGUGGCGGCGCUGACCUUCGAGAGCAGCGUGCUGGCGGAGCUGGAGCGCGGCAGCGCCCGCAGGAUCGGCGACACCGUGCGCAUCAGCAGCAACGAGAGCGACCUGUACCAGUCGGCGCCCCGCAAGAAGCCCAAGUGCUGCCAGUGAGGGGGCAGCCCCACGGCCCCCCCGUAACGCCCACGUCUCCGUACCAAAGAGCAGCGGCCCCGGCCGCCCCGAGGAGCCGUCCCUGCGGCCGGGGCUGGGCAGGGGCACCCGCGGCCCCCUUAGCUAUGCAAACCCACUCAGGGGGAGAUGCCCCCAGCCUUCCGUUUGUUUUAAUAAAACGUUUUUUUUUUAUGCUUUUUAAAAAA
This is a messenger RNA of Oxyura jamaicensis (ruddy duck), 1043 nucleotides long. RefSeq names its product RAB34, member RAS oncogene family (gene RAB34). The transcript has 10 exons. Gene Ontology annotation, molecular function: GTPase activity; GTP binding. Lineage: Eukaryota; Metazoa; Chordata; Aves; Anseriformes; Anatidae. Gene Ontology annotation, biological process: endocytosis; phagosome-lysosome fusion. The record is from RefSeq and is a predicted model, not a curated record. The coding region runs from base 124 to 837 and encodes 237 amino acids.